Molecule: messenger RNA, 1383 nt
Organism: Penicillium brasilianum
Lineage: Eukaryota; Fungi; Ascomycota; Eurotiomycetes; Eurotiales; Aspergillaceae
Source: the annotation of a GenBank genome assembly
AUGGACCACAAGCGCAAGGCUCUGAACGACGACCUACCCAGUCCGAAUGGGAUAUCACGAAAAAUAUGGGUGAUGUCAACAGAUCCCCCCCUUCCACCUCCAGCUACUCCACAUGACGAUUAUUCGCCGCGAGAUACGACUGGAUGUCCAGCCUGGUUUGGCAGCACGGCAAAUAAAGGCGAAACGGAAUUUCCCGAAGCGAAGCGAAUAAAAAACGAGAACUAUACAUCCCGUCACGAAGUUGCAAUCCCCGACGAAAGCGACAGCGAACUCCACUCUGCCACGCCCUUAGACUCCUCUCCCACCCGGAGCGAAGACGAAUAUUCCGAGCCCGAGUCAUACCCUAAGCCCCAAGCACUAUUUCCACCCCCGAUGCUCUUCCCCGUCGAUUUCCCGAAUUCCGAGCGCGCGUCGAAGAGACGAACGAAGAGGAAGCGGGCUCGAGAUUCGGACGACGAAGACCAGAAUUAUGUCGAUGGUCCGAACAGCGAUGUUGAUGAAUACGAUUUUGAUGCGCCGGGCGUUAUUGAAAGAGCGGAGCGCGACGAUGUCGUUUUCAUUCUGAGCAGAGAGAAAGCAAAGCGCAUGGCGCAGGCUGUCAAGGUACCCGAGGAUACGAAGAUGGGCAACGAAGAGAAGAGUCUAUAUCUUGAUCUCGCCACCCGUGGCUGUUAUCCAGUGCUGCCAUCGGAUUGGAAGAAGGACUUUGCGACGCUUCCGGAAUCUCUUUUUCCAACUGGAGACGAAGAAAUCGACGAAAGCAAUUUUCCCUUUGCGGUACAAAAGGGAUCGAAUUUCUACGCUAUUACAGCCUUGCACGAGAUUCUCAAGGUACCCGGCCGUGUACGAGAUUGCAGAUUGUUGACGGUACGUCCACAAGACGUUGUGAAAAGGGCUAUUCGGAGGUACUUGCGCUGGGCCAUGACCGACGCCGGCCUGAAGAAGAAGUGCAAGACCACGGCCGUUUACAAGAUUGUCGUCCAGGGACAAAAAGAAAGUACUCUACAGGUGGUUCAGAGAGUAAUUGCCAGGCUUGAGCGUCUUGCCAAGAAACACCAAGACAUGUACAAUGGUACUAAAGAUCCUUACUGGCCGACUUUGGUUGCGUUCUGUCUGUGUGGUCCCAUCGUCACUAUCCUCUCUGUGGAUACGGAUCCGGGAUCUGCCACCUGGGUGGAGGAAAAUUCUAAUUAUCAUGCCAAGUACAUGGGUCAGUUUGACAUGUCAGAGGACGAUCAAGAUGUCUGGAAUUCGCUUGCGCUGGCAAUUGCCGUCAUUCAUAUAAGGCGGACUAUGGCACGGCUUGCUGAUCAAUAUCCCAACAAGGAUGGGGUUGCUCAGAGGCGACGACAGGGGGACUCUACGGAUGACGAGGAUUUGUGA